UUCCCUUCCCUGUCGUUGCCUCGAUUAUUGUUUUGUUUUGACGGAGGAGAAAUUUCGCACCAAACUUGCCGACGGUUUUGCCGAAAAGUGAUCCGACUUUUUCGACCCUGGUCCGUGAGUGCGAAGAGAAAAUAUUUCUCCUCUCGGACCUGUCAAAAAAUACGAAACUCCAUUCAAGUUUCCUCAAGAAAAGAGGUCAUGAACGGUGGAUGCAGCACCGGUGAGGAGGACUCACGAGGGCCUUCGAACCAGUUCUGCUGCCUAAUCGACGAAGGCGAGCGAUGCAUUAAAUUGGCUGGAAACGCGUCCUACAGCAAGAGAAUACAGAAAAUCGUUGCCCAACGUAGACUGCGUCUCCAUAUUGACGACAACGCACGGCAUAUCUACAUUUGCGAUUACCACAAAACGAUGAUUCAAUGUGCACGAACAAAGCGCCGCCGCAAAGACUCCGAGGAGGAUUCUAAUGGGACGGACUCCGAAGUACCUGAGGUUGACUUGUAUCAGCUCCAAGUCAACACCCUUCGAAGAUACAAGAAGCAUUUCAAGCUGCAAACGCGACCUGGUCUGAACAAAAUGCAACUUGCAGAUUUCUUGACAAAACAUUUUAAAACUAUUCCUGUGGUGGAAAAAGAGGCAACAACGUUCUUUAUCUACACCGUGAAAUCAAACAGCAACAAACUGGACCAGAGGAAUGGACUUUCGGCAGAUGCUGUUUAAAAUCAUUUAAAAUUUAUUAUUUUCUAUUAAGUGUAUGUGUUUAAGUAGGCUUACUGAUUUGAUUUUAUGCACUUUGAUGAUUAUUUCGUCUUUAAAGAUCUGUGUCAUUGACACUUAGGUUUACAAUAAAACAGCAAGCAGAUUAUAUUUGAAAUUUAAACAAACUUUUUAAUCGG
Neocloeon triangulifer is the source of this 893-nucleotide messenger RNA. It is a transcript of the gene Sap30, whose product is annotated as histone deacetylase complex subunit SAP30 homolog. The transcript has 4 exons. The record is from RefSeq and is a predicted model, not a curated record. Gene Ontology annotation, biological process: regulation of DNA-templated transcription. Lineage: Eukaryota; Metazoa; Arthropoda; Insecta; Ephemeroptera; Baetidae. Gene Ontology annotation, cellular component: histone deacetylase complex. Gene Ontology annotation, molecular function: protein binding; transcription coregulator activity. Bases 199 to 717 code for a protein of 172 amino acids.